GCUUUCUCUGUCCACCGAACUUGACGCCAGGGGCCGGAACUUGAGUUCCCACCGCGCUGCAAGACAAGAGGAGGAAGGAGACGACGACGGAGGGCUGCAGAGGAAAGCAGAAGAAAAAGCCAAAGCUACCUGCUCACCAGCGAGGUGAGAGAGUGCCCAGGAAGCCAGAGCUAUGCAGUUCUCCAGUUCAUCCAGAACAUUGGAUGAGAAUGUGGACUAUUUGUUCAAGGUCAUCCUUAUUGGGGACUCCAACGUGGGGAAGACAUGUGUGGUUCAGCAUUUCAAAUCUGGAGUCUACCGUGAGUCACAGCAGAACACGAUUGGGGUGGACUUCACCGUGCGCUCUCUCGAGAUAGAUGGCAAGAAAGUGAAGAUGCAGGUGUGGGACACGGCAGGCCAGGAGCGCUUCCGUACCAUCACCCAAAGCUACUACCGGAGUGCCCACGCAGCUAUCAUCGCUUAUGAUCUCACACGGAGGUCCACAUUUGAAUCUGUCCCUCACUGGAUCCAUGAGAUAGAAAAAUAUGGAGCUGCCAACUUGGUCAUCAUGCUGAUCGGGAACAAAUCAGACCUGUGGGAGAAGCGGCACGUACUAUUUGAGGAUGCCUGCACACUGGCCGAGAAACAUGGCCUCCUGGCUGUCUUGGAGACAUCCGCCAAGGAGUCCCGGAACAUAGAGGAAGUCUUUGUGCUCAUGGCGAAGGAGUUAAUUGCCCGAAACAGCCUGCACCUGUACGGGGAGAGCACCCAGCAAGGUCUUUCCCAGGAUUCCAGCCCAGUUCUUAUGGCCCAUGUCCCCAAUGAGAGCACCCGCUGUACUUGUUGAACAUGCGUGGGAGGACAGAACAAAAGCCAGGGUAUCCAGAUGCCAGUGUCUCUGGUAGCGUUGCCAGCUGAGCCUUAUUCCUAGCCUGACGGGCAGUAGAGAUUCUUGAGGAAAGGGGACACCACUGCCCUCAAGGACUCCAUUGAAGUGAGGACUUGGAGGAAAGGGCUAGGGUGGAGUUUUCUCAUACUGGUCUCUGUCUCCCCAACAGCCAGCUGUUUUAUUGUGGAGUUUGCUUCUCUGUUGUACAAAGAUAGUAGUUAAGUGGAGAGCCGGAAGAUGCAAAGAGGAUAUUUGGAACAUUCUAGAUUUGGAGUCAGCCCAGGCACUGUUGGGGAGGGCCUGUAAUGGAAAGCUAGCCUCCUUCCAGCAGUUACAGCCAGGCCUUCUUCCCAAGGAGCAAGGCCUGUUAUCUAGGGGCCAGAAAUGCUUUCUUGCCAAAUGGUCAGGAACCAGGAGGCAGAUGGAACUGGCUUGCCCUCUGUCACUCUGUUUGACAAGGAUGGAAGAAAUACCUACUAUGUAUUCUUAAAACAUCAAAUUAUCUCUUGUACGGAAGUCAGACCUACGUUGAAAUUAAAUUGUCCUUAUAUUAUUAACAAA
Molecule: messenger RNA, 1429 nt
Organism: Mus pahari (shrew mouse)
Lineage: Eukaryota; Metazoa; Chordata; Mammalia; Rodentia; Muridae
Gene: Rab19
Product: RAB19, member RAS oncogene family
Exons: 4
Coding region: 173-826 (217 amino acids)
Cellular component (GO): trans-Golgi network
Molecular function (GO): GTP binding; GTPase activity
Source: RefSeq, a predicted model, not a curated record